AUGUACAAUAGCGUGGAGGCGUACGUACGUCAACACUCUGUUGGGUUUGCUGGCAUCGUGAACCGGUUGAAGGAUGGUGAAGACAUCGAUCGGAUUCUCUUUGCUAAGCUCGCGGUACUAACAUAUGAGACUGAGUGUUGA
Messenger RNA from Peronospora matthiolae, 141 nucleotides. Lineage: Eukaryota; Oomycota; Peronosporomycetes; Peronosporales; Peronosporaceae. The record is from the annotation of a GenBank genome assembly.